AUCUGUGAAUGAUCACAGAGGUCACAUGGUACAAGGCUAUUCACAACAUCCUUGUACCAUGUGACAAGCUGUGACCAAUCACAGCUCACUCAGUACUUCUCAAUGAAUUUCACACGUCGUAAGCAAUUAUGUCAGAAGUGACAUCUUGCUUACUACUUUGCUUGUGAUCACAUGAUCGGGACCUCGUACAGAGGUCCCAUCAGACAAUCGGUGUUUCACUCUGUCCAGGAGGACACAGCGGGCUCCGGAUCGAGGUGCUGCUCGCUCCCGGGGAGCGCACACAAGCAGGGUGCGGGGAGGCCGUUUAUA
Staurois parvus is the source of this 309-nucleotide messenger RNA. Lineage: Eukaryota; Metazoa; Chordata; Amphibia; Anura; Ranidae. The record is from the annotation of a GenBank genome assembly.